GGGAGGAAGACUACAGGAACCGGUAGGAUGAGAUAUCUCAAAAAUGUCCCCCGCCGCUUCAAGACUUGUUUCAGAGAAGGUACUGAAGCCAAGCCAAGGAACAAGGGAGCAGCAGCAGCAGCUUCAUCAUCCUAAGAAAAAGGAGUCCAUUCCGUCUAAAGCGCAGCAAGGAGUAAAGCCUACCUUAAUAUGUAUCUCAUUAUCUAGUUAAGUAGUUGUGAUAACAAAUAUGUUAGAUGUUAUGUUUUAUUGUGUCUGCCUAUAAAGUUUUGAACCUUCCGUUGAAAUUUACAUUUUGCAAAUUUCUUACAAUUCUUAAAAAAAUUUUACCUGCAAUCUUUACGCAUCCAGGUUCUGAUUUUGAUUGGUUACAACUCUCAAGCAAAUAGACUACAGGUUCGGGGUUUGAUAGUCAUAAACGCGGACAAAUCUAUACAAAACCUUGCCUUUUUUGUCAUUUUUCAAGAAAAAUUCGUAUUCAACCAACAACAUUGAACCUCUUGAACACAAAAAAAAAAAAAUGAAAACAUCUCCUUAGAGGGGUAAAAUCGGAAUUCUAGAAAAUGAGGGGAGAAACUUAAAAAACUGAUCUCAUCAGUUACUCGUAACCGGAAAAAUCAUAUAAAAACACCGCAACGCCUCCUUCCUCCUCCGCUUCUAUAGGUUUCCGUCGUCACACGCCACAUUAUUCGAUUCGUUGACUGCUUUAACGUCCUCUCUCUCUCUCUCUCUCUCUCUCUCUCUACUCUUCCCCAAUUCGCCGCAGGUGAUUGAUUACUUCGAAUCGUUUCUCAAUUAUUUGAUCUCACCAGAUCUAUCGCCAAAAGAUGAUCCGAUUAAGAACCUACGCAUGCCUCAGCUUCAUCGCCACCCUCUCCAUAAUCCACCACGCCUUCACCACGCGGGGCCAAUUCUACCCCGCCGCCGUCUACCUCUCCACCUCCAAGAUCAGCCUGAUGCUCCUCCUCAACAUGUGCCUCGUCCUCAUGCUCGCCCUCUGGCACCUCGUCAAGCUCCUCUUCCUCGGCUCCCUCCGCGAAGCCGAGGUCGAGAGGCUGAACGAGCAGGCCUGGAGAGAGCUCAUGGAGAUCCUCUUCGCCAUCACCAUCUUCCGUCAAGACUUCUCCAGCGGUUUCCUUCCCUUGGUCGUUACGCUCUUGCUGAUCAAGGCCUUGCAUUGGCUCGCUCAGAAGAGAGUUGAGUUUAUCGAGACGACUCCUAACGUCUCUAAGCUCGCGCACGUUCGUAUUGUUUCGUUCAUGGCGUUUCUUCUUGUUGUGGAUGGUUUGUUUAUGUAUAGCUCUGUGAGGCAUUUGGUUAGGUCGAGGCAGGCUUCGGUUUCUCUCUUCUUCUCUUUCGAGUAUAUGAUUUUGGCGACGACGACUGUGGCGAUUUUUGUGAAGUAUGUGUUCUUUGUUACUGAUAUGAUUAUGGAUGGUCAGUGGGAGAAGAAGCCUGUUUAUACUUUCUAUCUUGAGCUUAUCCGUGACCUGCUUCAUCUCUCUAUGUACAUUUGCUUCUUCUUUGUCAUUUUCAUGAACUAUGGUGUGCCUUUGCACUUGUUGAGGGAGCUCUAUGAAACCUUCAGGAACUUCCAGAUUCGUGUUUCUGAUUACCUUCGUUAUCGUAAAAUCACUUCCAAUAUGAACGACAGGUUCCCUGAUGCCACUCCUGAAGAACUUACUGCAAGUGAUGCCACAUGUAUUAUAUGCCGUGAAGAAAUGACAACUGCGAAGAAGCUGAUAUGCGGGCAUCUGUUUCAUGUGCAUUGUCUUCGAUCCUGGUUGGAACGACAGCAGACAUGUCCUACUUGCAGGGCACUCGUUGUACCUCCUGAGAAUGGCACAUCUACUACAGCUGCAGGCCAACGAGGAUUACACCAAGGUUCUCAACAAGGUACUUCAAGCUCAGGUGCCCAGGGCUCUGAAACACGUUCUUCUGCUGGUGGUUCCAAUGAUAGUUUGAGCAGGCACCACGCCAGGCUUCAAGCAGCUGCUUCUGCAGCCGCCAUGUACGGGAAGUCAAUGGUUUAUCCAUCUGCAAACACAAUAGCGUGGUCUCAGCCGGGUCUAGAGAAAGCUUCAACAGAAGCACAUCAUUAUCCUUCAUCAUCAUCCUCUGACCCAACAUCUCAGCUUCCUGGUGAAAACUAUCGUGCCUAUGCAAAUAUCCCAGAGGCUAAGCUGGAAAAUAUGAAGAACUCUUUAGAGACCCAGCUCGAGGUUUUGCGAAACAGACUUCAUUUUCUGGAGAAGAGGAAAGUGGAAACCACAGGGGAAGCAGAUAACAAAGGAAAGACGGUUGUUGAUGCUUCUGUAGAUGGAGCAGAGUGAGUUGAAAAGAAAAUAGAGGGAAAGAAGAAACAAAACGAACUGAGACGGAGCAUAUAGAGAAAGGAGUUAGGCAUUGUGGUUUCUGCUCAAGAAUGACCAAAAAAAAAAAGAUGUACACUGUCGUAGAUUUAAGAAGCUUGAACUGAAACUGAAACCUAAACUUUGUUUUUCCUUUUUUUUUAAUCACUGGGUUGGCAUAUUUACAGGCCAGACUCUUGUACUUCAUUUUUCUUUGGCAAUCGACUUAGCUAUAAAAAUGGUAAAGAAAAAUUAUAGUUAGUUAAUCAA
Messenger RNA from Brassica rapa (field mustard), 2621 nucleotides. RefSeq names its product ERAD-associated E3 ubiquitin-protein ligase HRD1A. The record is from RefSeq and is a predicted model, not a curated record. NCBI's taxonomy places the organism in Eukaryota, Viridiplantae, Streptophyta, Magnoliopsida, Brassicales, Brassicaceae. Gene Ontology annotation, biological process: ERAD pathway; proteasome-mediated ubiquitin-dependent protein catabolic process. Gene Ontology annotation, cellular component: endomembrane system. Gene Ontology annotation, molecular function: ubiquitin protein ligase activity.